Messenger RNA from Knipowitschia caucasica, 1239 nucleotides. The record is from the annotation of a GenBank genome assembly. Lineage: Eukaryota; Metazoa; Chordata; Actinopteri; Gobiiformes; Gobiidae.
AUGCAGGCCAAGAAGCGGUACCUGCUCGUGUCUGUGGGGGCCGGUCUUCUCUUCCUGCUUUACCUUUGGGCUCUGCAAGUCGAGGAUUACCAUCAUCCAAACCAUCAAACCCAGAACCACAUCUCCCACUCCCCACAGUCUCCUCAGCAGCACCAGCAGCAGCACCAGGAGCAGCACCAGGAGCAGCACCAGGAGCAGCACCAGGAGCAGCACCAGCAGCACCAGGAGCAGCACCAGGAGCAGCACCAGGAGCAGCACCAGGAGCAGCACCAGGAGCAGCACCAGGAGCAGCACCAGCAGCAGCACCAGCAGCAGCACCAGGAGCAGCACCAGGAGCAGUCCUACCAUCAGCAGCUUUUCAGAGCAGACGGCGUGGAGAGCUUCCGGUCUGGGCCCCUGCCUCGGCCCCGGAGAGGCCCAAAGCAGUGGAGCAGGAGCAGGGCGUCUCUGGAGCCUUAUCUGGAAGGAGGAGAGCAGGAGGAGGACAGCCCACAGCUGCAGCACCAGCACACGUCUCCCCGUGAGCGCAGAGCCAUCCGCGACAACAUCUACCGCAACCGCCGCUGCCGCAUGGAGACCUGUUUCGACUUCAGCCGCUGCCAGUCCGGCUUCAGAGUGUACGUGUAUCCGGCGCAGAGGGGCGACGCAGUCUCCGAGAGCUACCAGAAGAUCCUGUCGGCCAUCAAGGAGUCCCGCUUCCACACGUCCGACCCGGCCAAAGCCUGCCUCUUCGUGCCCGCCGUGGACACGCUGGACCGGGACCUGCUCUCAGCCCAGUACGUGCAGAACGCGCGCUCUCGGAUUCAGAGUCUGCCCAUGUGGAACGACGGCAAGAACCACCUCAUCUUCAACCUGUACUCAGGCACGUGGCCGGACUACAGCGAGGAGCUGGGCUUCGAGGUGGGCCAGGCCAUGCUCGCCAAGGCCAGCGCCGACACGGUCAACUUCAGACCCAACUUCGACAUCUCCAUCCCGCUGUUCCCCAAAGAGCACCCGCUGAAGGGGGAGGCGCAGGCGGGUUACGUGGCUCUGAGCGACGCGCCACCGUCCAGGAAGUACCUGCUGGUUUUCAAAGGGAAGCGAUACCUCACGGGCAUCGGCUCCGAGACCAGGAACGCCCUCUACCACAUCCACAACGGGGACGAUAUCCUCCUGCUGACCACCUGCAAGCACGGCAAGGACUGGGAGAGGCACAAGGACUCACGCUGCGACCGCGAUAAUCUGCAGUACUCCAGGUAA